CUUCCUUCGAGCACCACCACUUCAACACUUUCCUCUUUUCUUUCUUCUUCUUCUUCUUCUCUUCCACCUUCGGCAACACUCCUUCACCAUGAAGUUCGCCCUUUUCGCUGCCCUCUUCGAGGCCGUGGCCGUCACGGUCACCAGCGCCUAUCCCGUCACCGCCAACGGCGGGCUUAGCUGCCGCUCCGGCCCCGGCACCAGCUAUGCCGUCAAGAAGACCUACAAGAAGGGUUUCGAUGUCAAGAUCAGCUGCCAGACCACUGGCACCUCGGUCAACGGCAACAACAUCUGGGAUAAGACCCAGGAUGGCUGCUACGUCGCCGACUAUUACGUCAAGACCGGCAAGAACGGCUUUGUGACCAGCAAGUGCCCUGCUAGCGGCGGCGGUGGCGGCGGUUCCACCAAGCUUCCCGGCCCCGUCAAGAACGACUAUCCCUACAAGAACAACUGCGGCGGCGUUGACCCCUGGAGAUACUACAAGUGCCAGUGCACCUCCUUCGUGGCGUGGCGCAUCAACGAGCGCCUGGGCAUCAAGUUCCACAACAUGUACAAGGGCGUCAACUGGGGCAAUGCCAAUACCUGGGACGAUGCCGCCAAGCGCACCGGCGUCAAGGUCGACAAGACUCCCAAGCCCGGCGCUAUUGCUCAGACCAACGCCGGCCGGUACGGCUACGUCGCCUGGGUCACGGCCGUCAAUGGCAACAAGGUCACCAUCGAGGAGUACAACUGGGCCAAGCGCGAGGGCUAUGGCACCCGCACCGUCGACAAGAGCACCUUCAACUACAUUCACCUCAAAUAAGCGUCUCCGUGGAGUCGCCAAGGCAAUUUUCUUGAUGAUAGGGAGGAUCGAGAGUUGGCGGCGGCGGCAGUUGAGGUCGUGUAUUAGACAGGGUCGAGGUUGUUGUUUUUUUUGGCUGGUUUGUUGCAUAGAUCUGGGAUUGGUGGGAUGUUUUGAAGUGAGUUUUUACUGCUGUUUAAUACUUCUUUUCACUGGAGGAUUUUGAAACUUUGUAUAUAUUAAUUCUUAUCACUACACACAUUUGCCUGGAAAUGUUUAUUUCCGGCAACCUACAGCCCCCCUUCAUCAUGCCCACGAGAACUGCAAGCUCC
Thermothelomyces thermophilus ATCC 42464 is the source of this 1110-nucleotide messenger RNA. RefSeq lists its product as uncharacterized. The coding region runs from base 89 to 799 and encodes 236 amino acids. NCBI's taxonomy places the organism in Eukaryota, Fungi, Ascomycota, Sordariomycetes, Sordariales, Chaetomiaceae. The record is from RefSeq and is a predicted model, not a curated record. The transcript is spliced from 2 exons.